ACAAAAAGUGUGCUGGAAGGAGAGAUUAUGACUCUCUUGAUGCUGUGCUUUCUCUUGUAUCAACAGCGACACCAAUCUACAGAAGUCUUUUCUCUGUAUUCCAUCGUUGCAUUUCUAAAAAUGGAUAUUGCAAACAGUGUCCUUGAACAUGUUUCGGCGCAUUUGUUCUCUAUUAUUCGAGCUGAAUUCGCUGCCUUUUCUGGCAUCAAGAGUAACGCUGAAGAGCUGUCAAGUAAUUUGGAUCGGACCCGAUCUAUCCUUGAACUUGAAGAUGCUGAGGAGAGACAAAUAACACACCACUCUAUAAAGGAUCGGUUAAUGCAACUCAGAGAAGUAGUAUACUUGGCAGAAGAUACCCUUGAUGAAUAUUCCCUACGAUCCAAUCGACUUGGGGGCUUCUCUUCUUUCAGACCAAAGAACAUCAUGUUCCGUUACAAGGUUGGUCGCAGGUUAAGAUUUAUCAAAAGGGAAAUUCAUCAUUUGAUGGAUGGACUUGGUGACUAUUCUCGUAUUCAGCUAAAUGAAGGGGUUCUUGAAGUUCGACAGCUAAAACCUACAGUAUUUGGACGAGUUGAAGAUGAAGUGAAGAUUUUGGAGUUUCUUCUUGAUCAAGCGUGUGCCUUUGACUCCCCUUCUAUCUAUCCCAUUGUUGGCAUAGGUGGGGUAGGGAAAACAACCAUGGCUCAAUUGGUCUACAAUAAUGAAAGGGUGAGUACCCAUUUUAGUGUUAAAAUUUGGGUUUCUGUUUCUCAGAAUUUCUCUGUCAAGAGGAUUUUGUGUUCCAUUGUAGAUUCUAUUGCCAGAGAAAAAUAUGAUGUUUAUGAUUUAGAUGUAAUCGAAAGGAAAGCAAGGGAAUUGUUGAAAAAUAAAAGAUAUUUGCUUGUUUUAGAUGAUGUGUGGAUGAGAAGCCAAGAAUUGGAGUUCGGAUUAAGCCAAGAGAAAUGGGAAAAGUUAAAGUCUGUGUUGUUGGGUGGGUCCAAAGGCGCUUCUGUUUUAGUAUCCACUCGCGAUAUGGGUGUCGCGACAAUGGUGGGAACAUGCGACGCCCAUCAUUUGUUUGGUCUAUCUGAGGCUGAUUGUUGGUUAUUGUUCAAGCACUAUGCAUUUGGACCUAAUAGAGAAGAGAGUGAAGAGCUUGUAGAAAUAGGCAAGGAGAUAAUUAAAAGGUGUGAGGGAUUGCCUCUUGCAACAAUGGCAUUGGGAGAUCUAAUGCGCUCUAGGAGUGGGGUACAGGAAUGGCUUGAAGUUAGGGAAAGUUGGUCUUGGCGGCAUUCUCAGGAUGGGCAUUCUCAGGAUGGGAAUUCUGUUAUGUCUGCCUUGAGAUUGAGCUACUCGGAUUUAACACCAACCACAAAGCUGUGUUUUGCUUUUUGUGCAAUAUUUCCCAAAAAUACAGAAAUCAUGAAAGAAGAUUUGAUUCGUCUUUGGAUGGCAAAUGGGUUUAUUUCAUCAACGACAGACUUGGAGGUGGAAGAAGUUGGCAAUAGAACUUGGAAUGAAUUGUGCCAAAAAUCAUUUUUCAAAGAUGUCAAGAAAGAUGUUUACUCAGGGGACAUUUCUUUCAAGAUGCAUGAUCUUGUCCAUGAUCUUGCUCAAUCAGUCAGUGGGAUAAGGUGUAUGAUUUUGGAGAAUGCUAACAUGACUAAUUUGUCAGAACGCACACUCCAUAUUGGUUUUGGCUCUGGUCUAUUAUCAUUCAGUAAGGGAGCCUUCCAGAAAGUUGAGUCAUUACGGACAUUAUAUCAGUUUGAAUUUUCACUUUAUAACACAAUCUCUGGUUAUUUUCCAACAAACAGUUCUCUUCGAGUUUUAAGUACAAGUUAUUUUUUCAAGUUAUCAUCGCUCAAGCGUUUAAUUCAUCUGAGAUAUUUGCAGCUUUAUGGUUUUGAUAUGAAAUACCUCCCUAACUCAAUUUAUAGCUUGGGAAAUUUGGAAACAUUGAAACUGAUAUAUUGUCGUAAACUUGUGUGUCUACCAAAACAUUUGACUCGCUUACAGAAUCUCAGGCAUCUUGUCAUUACUGAAUGUCAUUCAUUAUCCUGCAUGUUCCCUUAUAUGCACAAAUUAUCUUACCUAAGAACAUUAACAUUAUUCAUUGUUAGUUCAAAGGCAGGGCACAACUUGGCACAGCUAAGUGACUUAAACCUAGGUGGAAAACUAAGCAUUGAAGGCCUACAAAAUGUUGGUAGUUUAUCAGAAACUCAGAAGGCUAAAUUGAAGGAUAAAAUAAACCUACAUGAACUAUGCUUGUCAUGGGACAACAAUGGUGAAACCAAGUCAAAUGCUAUUGAUCCUGAGGAAGUACUUGAAGCGCUUCAACCUCACCCAAAUCUCAAGACAUUGAGAAUAUAUGAUUAUGAAGGAUCACGCUUGUCAAGUUGGAUUGGAAAUCUAAAUUUAGUUGCUCUUGAACUUUUUGAUUGCAAAAAGUGUCUACAACUUCCAUCACUUGGUAAAUUACCACUCUUGAGAAAACUUGAAAUAUAUUCUAUGGAUGAUGUGCAGUACCUGGAUGAUGAUGAAUCUUAUGGUGCAGAGGAGUUGGCUUUCCCAUCUUUGGAGGAACUUGAGGUUCGAGGGUUACCAAACUUACAACGGUUGCUGAAAGUGGAAAGAGUGCAAAUGUUCCCCUCUAUUUCUAACGUUACCAUUGAUGAUUGCUCUAAACUUCAAUUGCCAUCCCUUCCAUCUAUCAAACAACUCAAUGUAAGGGGAUGUAGCCAUGAGUUACUGAGGUCAAUCUCUAGUUUCAGUGCUCUUACCUUUCUUAACCUUUCUGGAGGUGGGGACCUAACAUCCCUCCCAAAAGAAAUGCUGAUAAACCUGACAUGUCUUGAAACUAUGAUACUAUAUAAUUUCCCAAAAAUGAAGGCAUUGCCAGAUAAACUUAGCUACCUCAAUGCUUUGAAGCAUUUGGAAAUCAGAUAUUGCGGUGAGCUUGAGUCUUUACCACAGCAUGGUUGGGAAUGUUUGCGCUUCCUUCACCAUUUGGAGAUUGCUUACUGUGAAAGAUUAAGAUCCUUGCCUGAGGGUGUUCAACAAGUCAACUCACUUGAGGUUUUGACCAUUGAAUGCUGCCCAGAACUAGAGAAGCGAUGCAAGAAGGGAACAGGAGAGGAUUGGGACAAGAUAGCACAUGUUCCAAAUGUAAUUUUGUUACAAUAGUACGAGGAACAACCAAACUUUUUAAGAUCCUUUAUAUGCAUUUGUACACUCGCACAAUCUCAAUUCAUUUCUCAUAUUCUUCCUUUGCUGCCACUCCUUCCCUUUGUUUCCUUGUUAGUGGCUACACCUCCACUCAAUCUGGUAGGCUCUCUCUUAAUCAUUUAAAUAAUAAAAUUUAAUGAUCUAUAUUUUUUAUUUUUUUUUUUCACAAUAAUCAAAUAUU
Messenger RNA from Abrus precatorius (Indian licorice), 3388 nucleotides. RefSeq names its product putative disease resistance protein RGA1. Gene Ontology annotation, biological process: defense response to other organism. The record is from RefSeq and is a predicted model, not a curated record. Bases 28 to 3165 code for a protein of 1045 amino acids. Gene Ontology annotation, molecular function: ADP binding. The transcript has a single exon. Lineage: Eukaryota; Viridiplantae; Streptophyta; Magnoliopsida; Fabales; Fabaceae.